This is a messenger RNA of Annulohypoxylon truncatum, 1808 nucleotides long. RefSeq names its product P-loop containing nucleoside triphosphate hydrolase protein. Gene Ontology annotation, cellular component: mitochondrial outer membrane. Lineage: Eukaryota; Fungi; Ascomycota; Sordariomycetes; Xylariales; Hypoxylaceae. Gene Ontology annotation, molecular function: ATP hydrolysis activity; ATP binding. The record is from RefSeq and is a predicted model, not a curated record. The transcript has 2 exons. Bases 242 to 1633 code for a protein of 463 amino acids.
UGAAUGCCUAAUGGAAUGACUGCAUAAGUGAGGCUAAAUAAGGUAGGCUGUACAAAAUAUUGAAAUGAGGCAAUGUGUGGUUGCAGCCUACCUAGGUAGAAAUGGGCGCGGUCUGCAACUUGCAAGCUGAAAAACGACUUAAGAGGCCUCCUGAUCGAAAUAUAGACAUGAUAUAUCAGCCCAUUUUUAUGUAGCUUCAGUGCCUUCAUGUUGUGAACAACACAUUCUGCACACAUUCAUCAUGACCUUAGAUAUAGCCAGUGCAAUUAACGCCUGUAGCGUUGAUCGCUACCGGAGCGUCAUUCAGCAAUCAUAUUCACAAGAACAGGCUGAUGCUUCGGUGACGCCGCAACAAGCUCUUAAACAUGGCAUCAACCAUAAACUCGACACUCCUACUAAGAGCACUGACAAGGUCCAAGAAAGCCCCAUGGGGAAGUUGAAAGUGUCUCUGGGGGAACAAGAGAAGAUAGAAGAACAAAGGUAUCUCUACCUCUCGGACAGUAGCUCCGCAGAGACGCCGCACUCUUCCAGUGGUCGAAAGAAGAAUUGCUCCCGGAAGAAGGCUGCAUCUCGGUCAUGCAAGUUGACAGCCAAUCAAUGCCGGAGAACGGGUCAGCUUGGUUUGUGCGACAGCGAGGAAGAGUGCAAUGCAUCGGAUACGUCCGCUAGCAGUUUGGACUCUGAACCUAACACUGACGAUCCCGGCAAACGAACACACGAGCAGAAAAUGAAGAAGUGGAAAAAAUUAGCCCGAGGGAAGUUCGAGGAGAUGUUGCUUGAGUGUAUUGUCAACACAGACAAUAUUCCCCCAGAUUAUGAAAACAUCUUCCUUGACCGUGAGGUGAUUGAGAAAGUAGAGAAAGCAACGGCACUUGGUCUUAAGAGACCCAAGGCCUUCAGCCACGGCGUCCUCAAGAAUAACAAGGUGACCGGAGCGAUUCUAUACGGACCUCCGGGUACGGGAAAGACUCUUCUCGCGAGAGGAGUAGCGAAGCAAUCUGGAUUCAACAUGCUCUCGAUCUCAACGUCCGAGGUAUGGCAGAAAUGUCACGGUGACGACGAAAAGAUGAUCCAAGCCGUCUUUUCCAUGGCGCGCAAGAUGUAUCCGACCAUUGUCUUCAUAGACGAAGCAGACGGCCUAUUGGGGGAACGAAAGGCGGGCGAGAAACGCCACUUACGAGCGAUGCUCAACAAGUUCCUUAUGGAAUGGGACGGGAUUAUGAGUGGGACUGAUUCGCCAUUCAUCCUCCUGGCGACCAAUCGGCCUAACGACUUGGAUCCUGCAGUAAUGCGACGUGCCCCCGUGCGUAUCCAUUUCAAUCUACCGACCAAACAGGAGCGGCUCGGUAUCCUAGGUCUGCUUCUCAAAGAUGAGACGCUGGGCCCAGACAUCACUCAAGCAACUCUGGCAAAUCUCACGCCACAGUACACCGGAUCUGAUCUCAAGAACCUCUGCGUGACUGCUGCAACGGAGUGCAUCUCGGAGCAAGCCGAAGACAGCGACAGGAGAGUGCUCGGACGUCGCCAUUUCAUGGCCGCUAUGCGAACCAUUAAGGCUACAUCGAUUAGCAAGACGAGAGAGCAGGAUCUUCAGAAUUUCCAGAAUAACCGACAAGAGCAGGCUGACGAGUAGGAAAUUCUUUUUUUGGUAGAAGGGCUCAGGCACUGUCGGCUGUAGUGAAACAAGUAAUUCUCUUCAUAGGUAACCUUAGAUACUGUUACGUUCAAAUUGAGUCCGUAUUUAUCCCCACGCCUAUAGAGGAGUCUCAAAUGUUGUGGAGAUGAAGAUAAUUGAUUAGUGUACGAAG